UCGCGAUGUGUCUCCAGUCGCCGCGUUCGAGAGUAGAAUAACACAUAGUUCAGGCACGAUGUCAGGGGUGUUCAGCAAAAUUAGCGCGAUUUUCCGUAGGCGGCCGCUGCUUUCGAACGUGGCCGCCUACACGUCGAUGAUUUGCACGGCGGAGUUCACUCAACAGACUAUCCUCAAACGAUACGAUCCAGAAAGAAAAUACGACUUCUCCGUCGUAGCAAGAUACGCGAUCAUCGGCACAUGUAUAUAUGGACCAUCAUUAUUCUACUUCUACCGAGCCCUUGAUAAAGCUUUGCCGGCGACUACAGUCGCCGUAUCGCUCCAAAAAGCUCUAAUCGACCAAGCUCUCUUGUCGUCCACAAUGUUGGUCGCCUUCUACACAGCGAUGAGCGUGCUGGAGGGGAAAGAGGAUGUCUUCGCUGAAAUGAAAGCGAAAUGGUGGCCCACCUACAAACUCUCUUGUCUCUUCUGGAUACCUGUGCAAUGCUGCAAUUUCCUCUUCAUGCCUCCAGCAGCCCGGGUGGUCACGGUCGGAGCCUGUUCGUUCGUUUGGGUGAACAUUCUGUGCGUCUGCAAGAGAAAUUCGAGUGUUCCUGGCGCCAAGGAGCACGCAGCGGCGAUGGAUGCGAUUUCGCACACUGUUAAGGCCCCAUAAGACAAUAUCGUAUCCCUCGACUUUGGGAGACCAUUUGCGGAGGGCAAACGCAGCCCCCAUCCGAUACUGGAGUGCGACUCCGGGAUUACUUCGCACCGAUCAAAUUGAUGCUCCUGCGUCCAUGAUUCGUUAUGAGCGAUUUCGGGACGUCGUUUUGUAUGCCCCGAUGAGAAGUGCUCAAGCAACAGGAAGCUCCGUGUACAUACCCUCCUGUUCGCCUCAUGCUCGGGGCAGUACACAUCAGGGAGUUUACUCCUUCGUGGAAUCCGCCCCAUUCCCGUGGCUUUGCUACCGGAUCUCCCUGUUAUCUCCAUUCGUACGAAUAAACUG
Galendromus occidentalis (western predatory mite) is the source of this 985-nucleotide messenger RNA. Its product is annotated as mpv17-like protein. The record is from RefSeq and is a predicted model, not a curated record. Gene Ontology annotation, cellular component: membrane; cytoplasm; mitochondrion. The coding region runs from base 59 to 655 and encodes 198 amino acids. The transcript has 5 exons. NCBI's taxonomy places the organism in Eukaryota, Metazoa, Arthropoda, Arachnida, Mesostigmata, Phytoseiidae.